ACCUUGCCUACCAUCCUUUUGGUCUCACUCCUCCUUUUCACCCAUUCCCUUCAGCCAGGGUCCUCCUCGACCCCCCACGUAUACUGGCCCUGCAGGUCGGGGCAAGUGGCGCCCAACGUGGGGCUCGAGGUUCGGACUUCUGCCAGGCGGACCAGCAUUGAGAAACGAUUCGUCGCGACCCCCUCCUUCUCAUCGCUCAUGAAGAGCCCCUGCGUUUUGAAAAUGACGAUCCUCGUAAUUUUCCUCCUGUUCCGUGGGAGCCACGGUGGUUUUCAAUCUCCUGACCCAGUAGCGCUCAGCCGUGCCCUCUUUGGAAGCCCUUGUGACUGCGGCGGGGGCACGUUCACUGUCCGUCCCGCCACCUACACGCAAGAAGUGGACUGCGGGGAAAAGACAGCCUACCUCGCCUACCGUCAUUCUAUCACGGGCGUCUCCAAACCCAAGUGGGAAUGCGUAAGGAAGCCCCGAGUUAUCCCUCCGAAUGGUGGCCAGCCCGGGCCUUGCCCCAGUGAUUGCAACUACCUUGAGGCCUUGCACUCCACAUGCUAUAGUUCUACCCAGCAGUGCAGUGGCAGCUCAGGAACAGUCUAUCUUACUACAAUACAGGAAAGAGAAUAUGGUGGCUCCACAGGAGGGGACUGGGCGCAUAUAACUAGCCAAGGCCUACGUGGAAGUACCAAUAAGUAUGCUCAGGCUUCCUGUCGUAAAGAAAAUAUUGGAAAAAAUGUCUGUUGGCCCCUUCAUGCACCUGUCCAUAUCUCUGAUGGGGGUGGCCCUACAGACCAAAUUAGGGAACAUGAGGUUAGGGAACGAAUAAAUGAAAUAAUUAAGAGUAUGUAUCCCCCCAUCCAUUACCAUCCACUUGCACUGCCCAAACCCCGGGGAACGGACCUAGAUGUCCAAACUUCAGAAAUCCUUGAAGCAACACUUAAGGCCCUUAAUUACUCUAACCCUGAUUUGGCUGCCGAUUGCUGGCUGUGUAUGGCCCUUGGCACACCUAUGCCCAUAGCUUUGAUGUCCAAAUGGCUCCACAUCCACAAAUUGCACACUUAGUCCACCUUUUAAGGUACAACCUGUUGGUCUCCGCCCCUCUCCUUGUAUCCAAGCCCCAUUUCAGAAUUCCACUGCUGAUAUUGAUGUUGGUUUUGCUACCUUUGCUAAUUGCUCUGAAGUCAAAAACUAUACCUCACAGGAACCUCUCUGUCCCCUGCCGGGACAACUUUUCGCCUGUGGGGGAAAUAUGGCCUACUCUGCUCUCCCCAGAAUUGGACAGGACUCUGCACA
Phascolarctos cinereus (koala) is the source of this 1284-nucleotide messenger RNA. RefSeq lists its product as uncharacterized. Lineage: Eukaryota; Metazoa; Chordata; Mammalia; Diprotodontia; Phascolarctidae. The record is from RefSeq and is a predicted model, not a curated record.